AUGGGUACAGAACAGAGUCCGUGCGUGGCUAGGCACCUAUGGCACGCCGGAGACUGCCGCGUAUGCCUACGACCGGGCAACGUACAAGCUCCAUGGGAAGUACGCGCAGCUCAGCUUCCCGAACCUGCGAAACUCGACACUGCUGAGGAUCGGGGGCCCAACUUGGUGGACUCGCUGAGGCGAACCGUGGACGCCAAGAUCCAGGCCACGUGGCAGAAGGUGAGGCGGGAGAAGAGGGCCUGGAGAACCGCGACGAAAAAAUUGAAAUGCGGCGAUGUUAUAAUUUUCGGUGAAAGCGAGGGGAAGGGUGCGGAGGCGACGCCUUCACCUGUCAGAACGCGGAAAGGGGAAGAUGGGUACCAAAAUUACCCUUCUUACUUUAUUACCGAUUUACCCUCUUUCUUACUUGAUCAUAAAUUUUGA
Striga asiatica is the source of this 423-nucleotide messenger RNA. The record is from the annotation of a GenBank genome assembly. NCBI's taxonomy places the organism in Eukaryota, Viridiplantae, Streptophyta, Magnoliopsida, Lamiales, Orobanchaceae.